Messenger RNA from Branchiostoma belcheri (Belcher's lancelet), 1363 nucleotides. RefSeq names its product vitamin K-dependent protein C-like. Gene Ontology annotation, molecular function: serine-type endopeptidase activity. Gene Ontology annotation, biological process: proteolysis. Lineage: Eukaryota; Metazoa; Chordata; Leptocardii; Amphioxiformes; Branchiostomatidae. The record is from RefSeq and is a predicted model, not a curated record. Bases 1 to 804 code for a protein of 267 amino acids. The transcript is spliced from 5 exons.
AUGCCCGUGCGCAGCGAUGGCGAGUGCCUGCGCGAAAUCAGGGACAACAGUAAAUCCGGACAGGCGCUGUCGUACACGGACAGGAUGUUCUGUGCGGGACACCGGAGCCGGGACCGGGGAGGACCCCGGGACGCCUGCCGAGGGGACUCCGGGGGACCCUUCGUCGUCAAGCACGUUAAGAAGGAGGACAGGCCGUAUCAUGCAUGUCUAACCGAAAGGUCUCUGCCUGGCACUUCCAAAACGGCGCAUGUGCAGUACGUACCUGUGAGGAAGGCGUACAUCCACGGGGAUUAUGACCGGUUCAGUGACGUGUUUGAUUACGACAUCGCGCUGUUAGAACUCCGGGACGCCGCCGUGCUGGGGCCCUGGGUCAGGCCAGUGUGCCUGCCUGCAAACGUGCGACAAGGGCUGAGGAUGAGUGAGGAAGGCACGACCGGCACCGUUGUUGGGUGGGGUCGCCUUGGAGACGGGGCCACGCCCACCGCGCAGAUCCUGCAGCAGAUCUCCCUCCCGGUCCAGCCGCACGGCACGUGUGAGCGGGCCAUGGAGGCAGCCGGCCGCCCCACCGCGCAGUACACCUCGCGGAUGUUCUGCGCCGGAGACGUGGCGGGAGGGCGGGACGCCUGCCCGGGUGACUCGGGCGGACCCUUCAUGGUCUCCCGCAAGAGCGGCGGGACGGACCGCUGGCACCUGGUCGGGGUGGUCAGCACGGGGACUGACCAGGGCUGCGGCCGGCCUGGUCAACUCGGUCUGUACACCAUGGUGGCCAAAUAUCUGGACUGGAUCCACAGCAUCAUCAACUGACCAGUCGGCAGCGUAAAGGGGCACUAUGCAACAUUUUUGCAGUGAACAUAAGAAUAUUUUAUUUUAAAAGUAUUUGUGUGACUGUAAUGCACAACAUAUUUGUGUAAUGGUCUCACAUUUCUGACAUCUAUGGUUGGCACUGAAUCAGCCCACACGAGGCAUACACAGUUUAUGGUGCCACCACAAACUGACAUAAUGUAAGCAAAGUUGGCUGACAGUUGUGCUUUAAACACACUAGUAAGGCGUCAUACCUCCACUUCCUGAAUGGCAUAUAUUUGCAAUAGAAUAGGGUUGAUUUUAUUUGUGAUAGACUUUUUGUAUCAUCCAAAUGUUGCAUGAAGUCCUAGACACAGCAAAUGCGACGUCAUUCCUAGCGCAUAUCCCACUUAUAUACACUCCUUAUAAAUACUUGUCUUUAAUGUUGAUCACGUAAACUGAAUUGAUGCAACAACGAUUUUAUCGUGAGAAACUGAAAAGAAAAUUUGACAGUAUAUUAGAUACAAAUAAAUAGAACAGUAAGAUUUUCACAGUAUUAAAAUCUUCUGUACGUACAUUGAAA